UCAUAAAUAAAGAGUUAGUCGACUCAGCGAUUAUUGGCUGGUUUUCAUACAUGAUUAUCAUCCAUUACGGGUAUGUUAUCGUGUAUCAGUGUGGUGAUUAUUUGCAUACCUGGAGAUUUCGUAUAUAUUUAUCAACCAUUACUUACUAUGUAAGUUGUGAAUAGUGGGGUGAAGGCCGCCAGAAAUCAGAAGGAUGCGUGAAAUUGAUGAGUCAGGGGGCACGCAAGAUGGUCAAAUUAAUGAGCAGAAAUCGAACAAAAAGCACAAAACAGACCUCAGAUCAGCAUCAGCGCAGAUUCUCGCGACACUCAUUCAGGACUGGCUGCUUCUGGGAAUUGGUCUGACGUUGGGAGUUCCAACAUUGGUCGUGGGAGCGCUCUACAGGAAUCCAGCAUCAACUUUCACCUUGGACGAUGACCAAGCGUCUUGGAUUGGGAGCAUACCCUUCAUCUGCAACAUUAUUGGGAGCCUGGCCUCGGGUCCAUUCCAAGAGCAGUUCGGCCGGAAGGGUAGCAUGAUCCUCGUUAACAUCCCCUUCUUCUGCGCCUGGCUGCUCCUCUUCUACGCUCGCUCCGUUGCUUCUCUCUACGCCGCGUCGGCCAUCAUGGGCCUAUGCGCCGGCUUUUCCGAGGCCCCUCUCCACUCCUACUGCGGCGAGAUCGGCGAGCCCCACCUCCGGGGGAUGCUGUCCACCAUGUCCACUUCCGCUGCCAUCAUGGGGUCGCUUCUCAUCUACGUCUUCGCCUACUUCUUCGAGUGGAGGGGUGCUGCGCUCAUCAGCAGUGCCUUCCCGGUUAUUACGUUUAUCUCCAUGACUCAGAUACCCGAAUCUCCUACGUGGUUGGUAAUGAGAGGUAGACUGGAAGAUGCACAAAGAUCUUUAUGCUGGUUGAGAGGCUGGGUCGAACCAGAUCAGGUUAGAGAUGAAUUUGAGGCGCUCGUUAAUUACACCAAACAGAAAGUAGCUUCACUUGAAACGGCUCAUCUGAACAUACUUGAGAGACCAGCAAUCGAGAAAUGCAAUGUUUUCACAGCUCAUUUGAAAGGACUUACUGCUAAAAAUCUGUUACGGCCUCUACGGAUGGAAUGUAUAGUAAUUGCAAACAGCUACACCACAGGGUUCGCGGGCUCGAAGCCCUAUCAGAUCCAAAUUUUCAGACAACUCGGCUACGGUGACUUUGCUAAGCGUAUUUUGAUACUAGGUCACUUAAUUUUCUUCGUUGGCGCAAUGGGAAAUCUGAUAUUACUGCCGUACUUCGGGAAACGGAAACUAGCUUUGUUCGCUUUUGGACUGUCGUUCUCCUGUCUUUUUGGUAUUGGGACCUUUGGCAUUUUUCGCAUGGAGCUCAUCCAGAUUCCAGGCCUCUUUUGGCUCCCUUUGAUCCUAAUACUAGUAUUCAAAUUCACUCUCGGGCUUAGUAUAAUGCCGUUACCAUGGCAACUUUUAUGCGAAGUAUUUCCACCUAUUGGCCGCGGAACUGCCAGUGGGAUAUCGUCAGCCUUUGGAAAUUUAAUCAGUUUUGGCAUGACUAAAUCAUUUCUGUACUUGAAAGCUUGGUUGGAUCUGCCGGGUGUAAUCUACCUCUACGUGGCGUGUGCUUUUCUUGGCUGGCUGUACUUCUACUUCUACCUUCCGGAAACCGAGGGCAAGACCUUAGAGCAGAUAGAGUCUUACUUUACCGAAAAUCAUGAUCGAAAGGAAAAAUUUUUCAUCGGCAAAUCAGGACGCAAAAAUUGAGCUCUAAACAUUCGAAAGCAGUUUAGAUCUUAAGCUGGGUCUGAAAGACCCAGCAACAGAGUAGAUCCGCCGUUAUUUGACUCAAUGUAGUUUUGCUGAUUGCUGACCCGUUUUUAGUAAAUAUCUCCGAAAAUACACCAUAUCUUAACAAACCAUGAUAAAAAUUGAAAAAGAGGGGGAAAAUAUGAAGUGACAGGCGCUAUUAUUUCAGGCUUACCCGAAGAAGUUCCUUUCCAUCCGAGAUCUAUGGAUUACACUUUAGUCUUCUCUAAUGGCACCACUUUCUUAUUUCCCGGACUAUUUAGACGAUUUAAGUUUUUUCGUUCAAUACACUUCACUUCUCUCUUGAAAAGUGAGUCACCAAUAAAGAGGAAUAGCAAAUGCGAGUGAUGAUAAUAAAUAUGGUUACAGAACUGCUUUAGUAAGGCUCAUUUUGGAACAGCUUGAAAGUUUUCAUGGAGAAAAAUGCUGCUUAAUAUAAGACUGUUAGGGUUAAGCAAAACUUUAAAGUGAUCCUUAUAGAUUUAAUGUUCACUACGGUCCAAGCUACUGGAGAAAACGGAGGAGGAAUUAAUACAGACAAGUCUAUUACAGAAUGUUGUUCCAGACUUGGAUCCCCGUGCCCAUUCGGCGAAUCCAUCAUCAGCGGCGUGGCGUGCUUGCGAUACAUCGAUUGAUCUGCCAUUUAAACCUAUGGAAGAGGAUCGAUUAGUAGAGUGUUGGCAGCGAACACCUUAAUGAUAGAUUCUAUACCAUACCUUCAAAUGGGGAAAUAUCGAUAAUCGAUCAUUCACGCCUCGCCUCUGUAUCAUCUGAUGUCCGGAACUUAUAAAUGAGACGUCUGGUGGGUUUUCGGCUACUGAAUGUCUGGCACGUCCUACAAUAUGCUACGUAAGCUUUUUUUGCUUGUCCCAUUUUAUAGGAAAAGUUUUUUAGAAGUAGAUUUAAAGAGACACAAUGUAAUUUUUCAUGCUAAUUGAAGCGCCAGUCUGUUUUAGGUUUAGCUGUAAUGAAUGUAUAGUAGUAAUUAAAUGUACGGUUUUUUAACGAGUAA
Molecule: messenger RNA, 2792 nt
Organism: Bemisia tabaci
Lineage: Eukaryota; Metazoa; Arthropoda; Insecta; Hemiptera; Aleyrodidae
Product: facilitated trehalose transporter Tret1
Biological process (GO): transmembrane transport
Cellular component (GO): membrane
Molecular function (GO): transmembrane transporter activity
Source: RefSeq, a predicted model, not a curated record